GAAAUGCUUUACUAUAAGCUAACAUUUAUUUUGCUUCUACAGUUAUUAAUUUCCAUAUCUGCCGAAUCUUCCGAUAGCAACAAUGAUGGUUCCUGUCCUAAAGAAAAGAUUUUUGAUAGUAAUGCAAAAGAGGGUGUAAUUAAAAGCCCUGGAUACUCCACCGAAGGCAGUGAUUUACUUGAUUGUAAAUGGAACAUUUUACCGUCAGAAAAUACCUUUAUUCAUUUUGAAUUUGAACGAUUUAAUUAUUAUUUUGGCCUAGCAGAAAAUGAAUUUGAAAGCUUGUAUAUUUAUCUAACAAGAUGGAAUGGUUCGGAGUUAAUUAAGGAGAAACCGGAAAGCAUCAGCGUUGAAAAUAUUUUAUCUGUGCAAAUAGCGGAAAUUUGGUCUGAAUCCGAAAUUAACAGCGGAAUUUUUAUCCAUUUUGUUACAAACAGCACUCAUAAUCAUAGUGAAUUUGAAAUAAGAUUUAUUCGAAAAUUUGGAGAUAAUACUUAUCAGCCAUGCCCACAACCUUUUUAUUUUGCAUCCAAUUCUCCUCAAUAUCUUCCAAUAUUACCUCUAAAAUACAAACAGACAUGCCUCUUCUCUAUAAAUUCAACACAACCAAUAAAACUUAAAAUCAACCGUGACAACAAAACAAAGUUUGGAGUUAAGGUUUUUGAAAAUGGCAGUUCUUCUGAUCUAAAUGAGAAAGAUCAAAAAGGACAAUUGUUGGCAAAUAUUGAAGGCGCGAGUUCUCCUUUUCAAUCAUCUAAAUUUCCUUUAAUUAUAACAAGUAGAAAAUCUGUGAGUGUAAUAAUUAGCUCAUCUGAUCAAGAACAUAGUAAAGUUCCUUAUACAAUUGAAUAUGUCGCUGUUGAACCUUGUCAAUGCUUUCCAAAUAAUUUGACGGUCACUCGAGAUCAGCCAUUAAAUUUACUCUCACAAGGCUUUCCGUCAGGAUAUUGUGGCAGUCUUAAUUGUUUAACACAAAUUUCUUUAGAAAAUCCACUCAAUACAAGCGACUAUGUGGAAUCUAUACAAAUUCAAUUAAAUUCUUUCCAGACUGAUUCCAAUACGGAGCCAUUAAGUUUACAAAUACCUGUUGGUGAUCUAAAUAAAGAGCUUAUAUCGUAAGCUUUUAUGAUGACUUUUGGACUUUGACUUUUUGACCUUGACUUUUUGACCGUUAUUAUUAGAAUAGAGCUGAUAUUAAGGGAUUUAUAGUGAUUGAUUUGGAUUUAAAAGGAUAACGGCCAUAUCAGAGGAUUUGGAUGGUCAUUGGGGGAUUAUGGAGAUCUGGAUGGAUUAAAAGGAUAUAAGGGGAUUUGGAGGAAAUAAGGGAAUUUGGAGUGGAUGUAAGUGGAUUUGGAGUGGGUAUAAAGGAAUUUAGAGGAUAUAAGGGGAUUUUGAGGAGAUAAGGGGAUUUGGGAGUGGAUAUAAGGAGAUUUGGUGGAUAUAAGGGAUCUUGGAGUGGAUAUAGGGAGGUUUGGAGGAUAGAAGGAUUUGGAAACAAGAAGAUAUAAGGGGAUUUGAAGUGUUAAUACGUAAAGAAUCUCGAAUUCAUUCAUAUAACUAUUAAAGCAUAUACUACUAAAAAUUAUUUAUUUAGUUUUGGAGGUGAUGCACAAAAAAUAAAAUUUUUUACUUUCGAUUUACCAAAAUUUAUUUUAAAAUUUACUACUAAAACUGUACAAAAUGUUGCAGGAUUUAAUUUUACAAUUAAACGUAUUAAAAAAGAUAAGGGUAAAAAAUAUUUAAAAUGUCAAG
This is a messenger RNA of Meloidogyne enterolobii, 1752 nucleotides long. Lineage: Eukaryota; Metazoa; Nematoda; Chromadorea; Rhabditida; Meloidogynidae. The record is from the annotation of a GenBank genome assembly.